AUGGGCAGCCUCGCCGGGAGAAUGCAGGCCCUGCUCCUUUGGUUGGUCUUUCUCUUGCCUCCCGAAGCUGGAGCUGGGGAGAUUAUCAGUGGCACUGAAUCCAAGCCACACUCGCACCCCUACAUGGCCUACCUGGAAAUCUUCACUGGCUCCGGUAAUGUUUAUAACUGUGGUGGGUUUCUCAUAAGUCAAGAAUUUGUGGUGACAGCAGCUCAUUGUAAAGGAAGAAAAAUCACUGUCACCCUCGGAGUUCAUAACAUAAAACAAGAAGAAUCCACGUGGCAGAAGAUAAAAGUCAAAGAACAAUUUAUUCAUCCGAAAUACAACUCUUCCACCAAUCUCAAUGACAUCAUGUUACUGAAGCUACAAACCAAAGCCAAGCUGAACCACGCCGUGGGGACAGUCCCCCUGCCCUCCAAGUCUACCUUUAUUAAACCUGGAAGACUGUGCCGGGCAAUGGGCUGGGGGAGAACAGGAGUGGGAAUGCCAGGGUCAGACACCCUGAGAGAGGUGAAGCUGAGGCUCAUGAAUGCCAAAGCCUGCGACCACUUUGGGAUUUACAACCAUAAUUUGGAAAUCUGUGUGGGUAAUCCCAGGAAGAAAAGAUCAGCAUACAAGGGGGACUCUGGGGGCCCCCUUCUGUGUGCUGGGGUGGCCCAAGGUGUUGUGUCAUAUGGAAGUCCAGAUGCAAAGCCUCCUCUUGUCUUCACGCGAAUCUCCCCAUAUGUGCCCUGGAUUAAUAAAAUCUUAGCCAACAAGUAGCUACAGAAGCCUGGCCAGCUGCAGGGAAAAUCCCAAAGCCAGAGCUCUCCCUGGGUAGCCCCCAGGUUCCACAGGAGCCUGGCUCCAGCCCAAGACUAAGGAGACUCCUGGAAGCACU
Molossus molossus (Pallas's mastiff bat) is the source of this 880-nucleotide messenger RNA. Its product is annotated as mast cell protease 4-like. The coding region runs from base 1 to 762 and encodes 253 amino acids. Lineage: Eukaryota; Metazoa; Chordata; Mammalia; Chiroptera; Molossidae. Gene Ontology annotation, cellular component: intracellular membrane-bounded organelle; cytoplasm. The record is from RefSeq and is a predicted model, not a curated record. Gene Ontology annotation, biological process: proteolysis. Gene Ontology annotation, molecular function: serine-type endopeptidase activity. The transcript has 5 exons.